AUGACAGCCACGGAUUAUCGCGCCAUUAAGUCCGCGCGGAACGACGUAAUGGAGGAGAAUGGAGGUAAGAGAAUGAGGGGCAGAACUCGUGGCCGCGGUCGUGGACGUGCCCGGGGUCGGGCUAGAGGAAAAUCCAAGAAACAAGUUAAGGUUAUUGAAAGCGACGAUGAAGACACUCCUCAGCAAACAGAUGAUACCCCUGCAGAGACGGCUGGUAGCGAGCAAGAGGAACACGAACCUCCUGCGACUCAGCAACCUUCUCUCGAGCAGCAGUUCGAUCUGGAAGCCGACAUAUCGCAAUUGGAAGCGCCAACUUUCACGACCAUCAACCGGGGUCCACCAGAACCAAUGCUGCGUUUGAGAUGGGACCAUCGAGUGAAUCUUAUAGGAGAGAAAGUACUGAAUCCUAUGAUACACUGCUGUGACAAGUGUCUGAAGCCAAUUCUCAUAUAUGGCCGUAUGAUACCUUGUAAACAUGUAUUCUGUUUAUCAUGUGCUAAAAGGGAAGACAAAGUCUGUCCUCGUUGCAUGGAGAAAGUGUCCAGAGUGGAACAAACUGGUCUAGGCACUGUAUUCAUGUGUACACACGGUGGGACAAGAUAUGGUAAUGCAGGAUGUAGGAGAACAUAUCUCAGCCAACGAGAUCUGCAAGCUCACAUUAAUCAUCGGCAUAUAUCGGCGCCAUCCCAACCAGUCCAAGGGAUACAGGUCGAUCCUCCGCAAUACGUGCAUUCAAAGUCGGAGAUAGAGUCGCAAUUGACGAAGGUAUCCUCUGUGUCGAUGCAAAAUACGCGACUCAAGUCCGUGCAAUCUCACAUGGUUCAACCGAUCAUGGGUAAUGAUCCUCGCGUCAACUCGUUGGUGAGCCAGCAACCAACAUUGGAGCAGCAUCGGCAACAACACAGACAGCAACAGCAACAGCAGCAGGCAAUGAUGUCGAUGCAAAGCUACGCGCAGAACACCGCGCCGCCUCCGCCACCCCCAAAUAACGCCCCGAUGCGAACUAAUCUAAUCACCGUGCCGAUUCAAGACACGGCAUCUUUAGCCACGCAUGAUCUUCACGGACAACAAAGUCAUCAUUAUUAUCCGCCACCGCCACCGCCGCCGCCACCACCGCCGCAAGUGAAUUAUGGUUAUAAUGUGCCGCCGCCGGUGUCGCAGACGACGCAACAAUACUAUCCGCAGCCGCAGCAUCCGACUCAGGUGUCUUAUGUGCCACCACCGCCACCGCCGCAGCAGCAACAAUAUGUGUCAUCGGCAGCGACCUCCAUUAGACCAUCGCCUACUGGUUACAUACAGGAACCCCAAUACGGUCCGCCCCCGUCUCAGCAACAACCGCCACCUCCACCACAGCCACAGUGGUCGCAACAUCAACAGCAGUUUUAUAGAUAAAGGAAAAAAAGGCUUCCAUAUGGAAUGUUGUGCAGUGUUGAAAUGAUGGUGACGUAUACUCACCUGCGUCGUUCGCUAUCAUGUGGAUCAAUACCAGGAAGAUUAAUAAUCAAGCCAGGCGGCGUGUUGGACAUGUCAAAUCUUCUAACUACUUUUCGGCAAAGUCCAAUACGUACAAAAAAUCCAUGUAUAGU
Molecule: messenger RNA, 1586 nt
Organism: Formica exsecta
Lineage: Eukaryota; Metazoa; Arthropoda; Insecta; Hymenoptera; Formicidae
Gene: Hakai
Product: E3 ubiquitin-protein ligase Hakai-like
Biological process (GO): protein ubiquitination; regulation of cell adhesion
Molecular function (GO): ubiquitin protein ligase activity
Source: RefSeq, a predicted model, not a curated record